GCUAAUUUUAAUUGGAAUAAAAUGGCUAAGUUGAGAAUUUUGUGCUUGCAUGGGUUUUAUAAUAAUGUGCAGGUUAUGAAGCACCAGUUUGCUUAUUAUGAGUAUAUCUUUAGGGAUUAUAUUGAGUUUGAUUACCUCAAUGCUCCUUAUGAAUGAGAUGAGGUCUAUGAUCCAAGGAUUAAGGAGAAAUUCGAAGGUCCGUUCUAUAGGUGGACUGUUUAUGACCAGAAAACUAAAACUUACUCAGGAUUUGUAGAGAGUUGUAAGAUGAUCAAGGAUCAUUUUGAGAAUAAUGGAGAGUACGAUGGCAUCAUUGCCUUUUCACAAGGAGGAUACUUGAUUAGGACGAUGAUGAAGGCUGAUGCAAUUGGAAUGCCUGAAAUUAAGAUCACUCCUAAGUUUGUCUCUUUGGUAGGCUCUGCAGUUCCUCAUGAGCAUGUUUUUAAAGACAAGAAUGAAGGUAACUAUGAAUGCCCAGUCUUGUAUAUUUAUGGCAAGAAAGACCCUAUCAUUAAGGGACAUAAUUUGGCUAUUUGCCAAACAGGAGACUCGACUGCCAUUAUUCAUGAGAAAGGGCAUCAGAUUCCUAAACUCACAGGUGAUCACAUGGAAACUUUCAUGAAGUUCUUUAACCGAUUCUACGAAGACAAGUUCAACAAGCCUAUGAACUUCGACUUUACUGUGGAUGAAGAAUUUAGAGAGGAAUUUAUUAAGAACUCUGAAUCAAAGCUGAUCACGAAGAAUGCGCUUCAUAAAUUGUAGCUGCUAUCUAUAAUAUUCCCUAGGUUAAUUUCUUAAAAUUUUAGC
This is a messenger RNA of Moneuplotes crassus, 807 nucleotides long. NCBI's taxonomy places the organism in Eukaryota, Ciliophora, Spirotrichea, Euplotida, Euplotidae. The record is from the annotation of a GenBank genome assembly.